CAUCACGCGAAUGAUCAUGCUUCGGCCCUCUCAUGGGCAUCGAUAAGAAUGUCUACAGACGAUACCAGCACUCCGCGGAAGCGCCCGCGUCCCAGUUCUGACAUUACUCGACCCGCGUAUCCUCGGAAGCGCGCCGCGCAGGCUUGUCACACUUGUCGUCGACGACGCACCAAAUGCGACAAUGAGCGACCAGCAUGUACUUCGUGCAUGAAACUAGGCAUCGAGUGCGUCUAUCAGGAGAGCGAUAAGUCAAGUUUCGACUCUGCCAGCCUUGCCAUACUCCAACGACUGGACACGCUCGAGCAUCUCUUCAGAGUUGCACAUCCUGAGACUCUACGUACCCAAGACAUCCCUCAUGCUCCAUCUCCCGAAGCUACAUCGCCCGAAGCCACAUCACAGACUGUGAGUUUCGAUGCCCCGGUCAAGACCGCUCCCACCGAGCUUUAUUGCAUCAACAUCGAGACAGUUCUGCAAUGGCCGGCUCUUCAACUACCAAAUCAUAUUCCACAGCGGAGCCUAAAAAGCGUCAUUCAACUAAGCCAUCCAAGUCCGGUCCCUCGUCUGUUGUCAAUCUCAGACCUCGAUAGUGCGGAUACGGUAUCAUUGCUGCAACGCUUUCUCCAGAAUUUCCACAUCUACAAUCCUGUCUUGGAGAUAGCGCAGACCGAAGAAUGUGUGAAGAGUACUGUUUAUAACGGGUUGGGGUGGGAUGCGGAGUCUUGCCUUUCGCUCCUCAUAUUUGCGCUAGGUACCAUUGCAAUUCCCGAUGCGCAAGCCUCUUCGGAUACUUCCUCGACAUUUCGUGAAUCAGAGCAGUUCCAACGCGCAGAGUCGUUUUUCCUCGCCGCACAGAGGCGGAUGGGGCCAGCAUUAUGCCACAGCGGGAUAAUGGAAGCACAGAUUUUCUUCUUGGCUGGCGUAUAUCUGAUGACCACUCUGAGACCAUUCGAGGCCUGGAGAAUGUUCAUCCAGGCGUUAGCUUGCUGUCAGACAUUACAUCCGUCUUCUGGUGAUUCACAGCAGGAUGUGUCUCCUGUGUACAGGAGUAUUUAUUGGACGUGUUUCAAGUCUGAACUGGAACUACGUUUGGAACUGAACAUCACCGAGAAUAGCAUAUGGAACCUACGGUAUCCCGAAUUCUUCCCAGCCCCCCCAGAGAGCCUUCAGUCGCAGGGCGAGGCAACGUGGUAUUUCUACCUGGCUGAAAUUGCAUUGCGGCGGCUUGGCAACCGUAUCUUGACGCACAUGUGCCAGUUCAAAUCAGGAAGCGCAAUGCCUAGCCAAGUGUCUAAAAUCAUCGAGUUUGAGCAACAAGCCGACAGCUGGCUUGAUUCUCUCCCUAGUCCACUGAAGCUCGACGGCUCGCUUUCCGAAAGCAUUGAUGAUGAUUCGGAAGCCGCUCCUCUGCGAUUUAUCCUCAACGGCCACCUUCUAGACUGCUAUGAGAUGAUGUAUUGGCCCUUUAUGGCCGAUGCAAUUCACGGCAUUUUGCAGAAUGACCCCGAUUCUCGGAUGCUAGCCUGUAAAGGAUUCGAAAUCUGUGUGCGGCGGAUCAACGAAAACGAGCCAGGCUUCCGCCAUCGCCAUCACGGGACUUGGCUCAUGCUUCGUUCCUGUACGCGAAGUGCAUUGCUAUUGCUCGCUGCGGCACGAUCUAGUCUCAACGACAUGCUUCCUGCUGAAUGGAAGGUCGCUGUUGCUAAAGUCACAGAAUUAUUAAGGUACUGGAAGGACGAGACGUUGGACGCGGGGGACCGAUUAAAUAUUUUAGAGGCUCUUUUAACAUCAACUCCCGAAUCAAAGUAAACUACAGAAUAUACCUUUGCC
Ilyonectria robusta is the source of this 1827-nucleotide messenger RNA. RefSeq lists its product as uncharacterized. Bases 49 to 1806 code for a protein of 585 amino acids. The transcript has 5 exons. NCBI's taxonomy places the organism in Eukaryota, Fungi, Ascomycota, Sordariomycetes, Hypocreales, Nectriaceae. The record is from RefSeq and is a predicted model, not a curated record. Gene Ontology annotation, biological process: regulation of DNA-templated transcription; DNA-templated transcription. Gene Ontology annotation, molecular function: zinc ion binding; DNA binding; DNA-binding transcription factor activity, RNA polymerase II-specific.